Penicillium verrucosum is the source of this 351-nucleotide messenger RNA. RefSeq names its product Reverse transcriptase RNA-dependent DNA polymerase. The coding region runs from base 1 to 351 and encodes 116 amino acids. The record is from RefSeq and is a predicted model, not a curated record. The transcript has a single exon. NCBI's taxonomy places the organism in Eukaryota, Fungi, Ascomycota, Eurotiomycetes, Eurotiales, Aspergillaceae.
AUGGAACCUGAACAACCACCACUGCGCCGGUCAACUAGGAUCCAUAAGCCUAACCGUGCCAUGUUGGAGCAUCUGGCUGCUCACUGCGCCGGCUUGGACCCAUCUAAAAUAGUUGUCUUUGCUGAUCAGAUGAAUGAAGUUAUCCUGUCUGUCUUUGCGACUGCCACAGACAACAAAGCUGCUAUAGAAGGUGACAUCGAAGACUCCGCUCCGAUUAAUAACAAGUUGACACCGCGUGACGUCGGCUAUAUACCCAAUGGAUGGGUUGACGCUAUGAACUACGUUGAACGCGAGAAGUGGUUGAUAGCUGCGCACAUUGAAUUGAAAGCGUACAUCAAGAACGGCACCUAG